UUUGGCUAUUUCUUGUAUUACUGAAAGACAAACUAUUACCGUAAACAGAUUUAUGUUUGAUGUUGUCAUAUGAUUUGUUUGUGUAGGUCGUUGGCAAUUCUUCUUCAGAACAAGAAGUGCUUUUGAAGAUGCAAAGUAUAAAGUGAUGCGUGGCAGAAUUUAUCAUUUGCUUGGUCGCACCCUCGGAGUAGCAGGUUAUAUGGUACAGUAUGGCUGCAUAGCUCACUGUACCCUGGAAUUUGUUGGAGAUUUUGUUGUGUGUAAAGGUCCUUCAAUGGAGCCAACAAUCUACUCAGAGGAUGUGAUACUAACAGAACAUAUUAGUCCCCGUUUUAAUCGUAUCAGCCGAGGAGAUGUGAUUAUUGCUCGAUCCCCUAUGAAUCCCCAUCACCAUAUAUGUAAAAGAGUGACGGGACUUGGAGGAGACAAAGUCAAGAAUGGAUUUCGUACGCAGAUUGUUCCAAGAGGACAUGUUUGGCUUGAAGGAGAUAACAAAAUGAACUCGACUGAUUCAAGAACAUUUGGUUCUGUUCCUGCCGGCCUUAUUCGUGGCCGUGCUGUUUGUAGGGUUUGGCCUCUCUCUGACCUAGGAAGAUUGGAUUCUCUUCAAGAAUGGCAAAUUGAUAGGUGAUUUGUUAAGUGAUCAUUUAUUUUUAUAGACAGUUAUAAAGUACAAUGUGCAGAAACAUAUUGUUUCUCUUGUCAUAAUAUGUAUAAGGUUAGAUAAAUUCAGGUACAGGUAAUUUUAUUAGUUAUAGCAAAUCGAUUACCAUAUUUUUGUGUCAAAGACGCAUCCUACUUUUGAGUAAAUAAAUCUUAAAAGAGAUACAGUACCCUUUUCUAUGUGAAUUACAGAAACAGUAUUAAUCAUGUAACCAGUGAUUUAGGAGUUUCUUUUAUCAGAUGCCAAGCUGUGGUGUUAAAAGUUGUGAUUUAAUAAAAAAAUAAACCAACUCUACCAAUACAAGGCUGGAAUGUAGCACUGAAUAUGACCAAAUCAGACAUAGUACAUAUAGAAUUUCCCUAUGGUAGGUAGCUUCUAGUGCCUUCAGCCUAGAAGACAGACAGUAAGUUUUGAAAGCAUUUUUUAAAUUUUUUUUCAUAAAUUGCAUCUUCAAUGCCAAAAAUACGGUAAUGAGUUCCUCAAAAAAUUGGUUUGACCUUAGUUAUAUUGCUUGUGUAGACCAGAAACGUUAUGUAAAUAAAUAAACAUUUUCUUUUGUAUUUAUGUAAAUACUAUUUUGUUAUGUGGAACACUGUAUUCAUUUGUGUACAGUAGUGGGAAUUUUGUAUAAAACAAUGAAUGUUGAUUAUUCUCAGUGAAAGUUGUAGGAAAUAAUUUGCAAGUGUCUUUUGAGAGGCUUAGCUGCUUGUCAUAAUUUUAUCAAGUGAAGAGUGUGUAUACAAUAGUAGCAUAGCUUUUACCAAUGAGUACAUCUACUAGGUAUUUAGUACAGUAAUACAUUUUUGGAAACUUAUAUACAUGAAAGUAAAGCAGAUUUAAUGGAAUGUUCUUACUGUUUGAUAGAAGAUACAGUUCUGAUAGUUACAGUGUGAAUUAGGGAUAUUUUUUAGUUAGUAGAAACACUGAAUUGAAUGUACUGCAUUUUAUUUAAUUGCUUAGGAUGAUGGGUAUUUUAUCACCAUAUUUGCAGCUUGCUUUAUGGUAGUCAAAUUUUGAUGAAUAAAUUUGUAAGCCUUUGAAUAACCUUCUUGAAAACUCCCAAGCAAUGUUUCAUGAAAGUAUGGUAUUUACAGAAUACUCCAAGAAAAGUAAGAAAUAGAAUGAAACAGAAAUAAUAGUGAAUUAAUGUUUUUGAUAAAACUUGUAUUUUCUCAAUUCUAAGUAAUUUUGCACUGUGGUAGGUCAUACAGAAGACAAUGAGGCUGUUUUAGUGCAAGAAAAGCUAUUUGGUUUUAGCAGGAAAGUUACCAAUUGCAAUGAAAAGAUGACCUGAUGGUGAACUGAAUUAUGAUAAUUAAGGAAAAUUUGAAAUGAUAUAAUAAAUUAGUUUGUGUUUUGAUAUAGUAAUUUUUAUCACUUUCAUAUGCCAUAAAAGAAAGAUUAUGACAGAAUUUUACAUUUCUAGGUAUAGUAAUCAGAGGUUUGAAAUAAAGUUAAUUCGAUCCAAUUUUCAGAACUUUAUUUAUCACCAUUCAGAUACAAUUUACAGUUGAUGUGGUGGUCAGAUUGUGAAAGUAUUGUUGUUAUUUGCCUCAUGGAAUUAUAUCAUCUUUGUCUUCUUCCGUCAUUCUUGUGUUUCUGUUUGCUGUACAUAUAUCUAUAAAUUCUGUAAUAAAUUGUUUCACCGCUCUUCUGUUUUGCUAAAUUUCUGUUGUCUGUCAGAUUCAAUUUGAUAUUUUUGUUUGUUUUCAUAUAUCUUUUAGUCUUUAUUGUUUGCAUUAUUUUUAAUUAUUAUAAUUUUGACAUGCUCAUCUAAAAUGGAAGGCUUAUUGGACAUAAAAAUCAUUGAUCUUAGUCACAGAGCUACUUAGGAGUAACUCAAUUUUACAUGUCCAUGUUAUGAUCAUGAGGUGUGCUUUUUUCAUAAAUUGCACGACAUUACUACUGCACAAAGUUCAUAAAAAUCUCGAAUAUGCACUGGAGUUUCUAAAUCAUCUAUGAAUUCUUAUAUUCCAGUUGAAAGUGGCAAAUUACUUGUAACUCUUCAUUGUGAUUACCAGUUAUACAUAGUGAAGUAAAUAUACCAGAAUGUGAUUCACUAACAAAAAGUUUUUAAUCAAAUAAAAAUACAUGUAAUCAUCUGCCAUCAUAUCGUAAGUAGAGCCAGUCUACCGGUUGGGUCAGUGAAUAUAAAAUUAUUUCCUAUGAAAGAACUGUAGUGUAAUUCAUUGUGGGUUAUGCAUGAGGUAAAAUUUUAACACACGUAUUUAAAAUAGCUUUGUAAAAAUAUAUAGUACUUAUACCCAAGAAUAUCAUAAACAACAUCAGACAUAACCUAAAUAGUGCAAAAGUCUUUGCGAGAAAAUUACAUCCACAUCACAACAAAAGUCCAAUUUAACAUUCUUAGCAAAGCUUUUGCCUCCACAACAGAAUUAUGUACCAAAUGAUAAGACAUUGAAAUUAUAAUUAUAUACCAUUUCAAAUACGUAACGGGUGUUUCGAAAUUAGAGACCCCCUCCACAGAACAAAUGGAAAGUUAUGAAGUUUUCUGCGCCAAGUACAUUAUCUUAAGUUUCUAUUAAGCUAUUUUUCAUUUUACAUUUCUUGUAUUUUCAGACUGAGUGACGGAGUUAGAUACAACCAUGGCUAAUGACUCGGAGGAAAUCAGAUGGAUUGACCAAAUCCAGGCUUCAGAGAGGCCAGGGAUGCUAGUGCACCCUUCAUUUCACGUUCCUGGAUAGCUAAAUAUACAUUAAAAGAGAUGAAUCCUUUGUUAAAAGAUACUGGAACAAAAAUCCAUUUGACUGUCUUCACAAAAAGAGUGAGAAUCUUGGAAGGCCUGAAGUCCUUUCUCAGGAGUCAGAAGACAUCAUAGCUGAGGCAGUGGGUAGACCGAGAAAGUCUUUACCUAAAUUGGCGCUUGAACUAGAA
Macrobrachium nipponense is the source of this 3556-nucleotide messenger RNA. RefSeq names its product mitochondrial inner membrane protease subunit 1-like. NCBI's taxonomy places the organism in Eukaryota, Metazoa, Arthropoda, Malacostraca, Decapoda, Palaemonidae. Gene Ontology annotation, cellular component: mitochondrial inner membrane peptidase complex; membrane. The record is from RefSeq and is a predicted model, not a curated record. The coding region runs from base 146 to 631 and encodes 161 amino acids. Gene Ontology annotation, molecular function: serine-type endopeptidase activity. The transcript is spliced from 4 exons.